This is a messenger RNA of Camponotus floridanus (Florida carpenter ant), 953 nucleotides long. Its product is annotated as post-GPI attachment to proteins factor 2-like. The record is from RefSeq and is a predicted model, not a curated record. NCBI's taxonomy places the organism in Eukaryota, Metazoa, Arthropoda, Insecta, Hymenoptera, Formicidae. Gene Ontology annotation, biological process: GPI anchor biosynthetic process. Gene Ontology annotation, cellular component: endoplasmic reticulum membrane; Golgi membrane.
CCUUCGCUUGCUAUUUAUGGAGCAAGAUUAUUAUGGACGUAAAGUAAUAUCAAGGAUGGAAUAAGUUGAAAGCUGGAGAGCAUCAUGUAUCUACGCCGCACAAUUGUCUAACUGGGCUUGGCUCUGAGUUACAUGUCGUUUCUUUGCGCACAAAUGCCAAGAUGUUAGACAACACUGCUAAUAUGGAACUGAAUAAUGUGGGAAGCAACAGAAGUUCUAUAUAUCUGGCACUAUCAUUUCGAAAAUUAUGUCUGGUAACAGUUGGCUUACCACUUGUAUCAUUGUUGUUUUGUUUCGUUACGGCAUAUAUAUUCCAACAGGAUGACAUUCACGAAACUCAUUGUAGGGUCUAUAAUAUUCUUCCAUCAAUCUCAGCCAUUACUGGAGUAUCCUCUCAGAGGUAUCUAUGGCGUAUCAGCAUAGCAUUACACAUUGGACCUAGACUGAUUAUUGCCAGUGUUUAUCAUUCAUAUUAUUACAACAUACUUAAGAACAUUGAAGAUGUGCCUCUAAAAAUUAUGGGAAGUAGGCUCCUAAAUUUAUGCUAUUGGCUAAAUAUUGCCGAGGUAGCAGCUUUGUGUGGUGUAACAUACAUUUCUAACAGGGAAAUUAUUGUAAGUAAUUUAGCGGUACACGAAAAAAUUUUCAUAGUGUUCAUGAUUAGUUCGCUCACAUACAUGCUGAUUGCCGUAAGAUUGGGUCGCCUAGUAACUCCAAAUGCACAAAGCCUUCAGUACAAACAGAUGCUUUUUAUGACAAGUCUCGUCAGUACAAUUGGUCUUAUUAUCUUCUUCUUGAAACAUCGGCUGCUGUGUCACGAUUUGGCAUUUAGUUGGUUCUCGCUAUGUGAGUAUGUGAUAGCUUGCAAUAUGGGAUUUCACAACGUUGUUUUGGAUUUUCCAAAAGAUCAACUGGUCGUAGGUCACGAUUUACCUGCCGCGAAAAUAGAUUAA